AUGGCUGGCCGCAAGAAAUCUAACCGAGCAGGAAAGGCCCCCAUUGUACCAACAAGCAACGGUUUUACCACUGAGCGCGCUGUCGGCGGCGAGCGUCGUUCGAUCCGCCACUACCACGAUGGGCGAGUAUCGCAACGAGAACCUCCUAUGCUUCCGGCCGUCCGAACACUAACCGAUAGCAAGGUCAUCUCGAGGAAAGGCAGCUCUAGAGCUCUCUCCAACACCCAGUCUGUUCCGAAGCCCAAGGAAGAGGAAUAUCGGUCCCCUACUCUCGCUGAAAUUGAGAAGCUUUCUGGUGCUGUUACUAAUAUCUUCCAGCCAGGAGGUUCUAAGCCCUUUGAGAAGAUCCCCAAGGAGACGGAGAAUAUUCCCGAGGAGACGGAGACUCCAGAAACAUGGAGCUGUGAUAGCUCCUAUGGCAUGAUUACCCCACCUUUGCCUGUAGACUCCCCUAUGCCUGAAGACUCACCCGAGCUAAUGAGCACCGAGGUUUUCCCCCUUCCAGUCACUUCUAACCCGGGUAACUCAGACGAGGAUGCUGACACUAUUUCUAGACAGUGGGCUGACCUGAGUGGGAAGGACCGCACUGGGCGUUCAGAUAUUUACGACUGA
Penicillium mononematosum is the source of this 612-nucleotide messenger RNA. RefSeq lists its product as uncharacterized. The record is from RefSeq and is a predicted model, not a curated record. The transcript has a single exon. NCBI's taxonomy places the organism in Eukaryota, Fungi, Ascomycota, Eurotiomycetes, Eurotiales, Aspergillaceae. The coding region runs from base 1 to 612 and encodes 203 amino acids.